CGGGUUUUGUUUUUUCUCUGACCAUGGCGGAGGUGUUGUCAGCGCCGCUGCCGCCCCAGAAGCGCUUCUACCGGCAGCGCGCGCACUCUAACCCGUUGGCGGAUCACACUUUGCGCUAUCCCGCCAAGCCUGAGGAAAUGGACUGGUCUGAACUCUACCCAGAAUUCUUCACUCCUUUGACCAAAGAUGAUCAGCACAAUGACCCAAAGGAUGUGGAAGAGAGAGCCAAGCCUUCCUCUCAAGUAGAAUUUGCUGAUAUUGGCUGUGGUUAUGGGGGACUGCUGGUUGCGUUGUCUCCCCUGUUCCCAAACACCUUAAUGCUGGGCCUGGAGAUCCGUGUGAAGGUCUCGGAUUAUGUGCGAGACAGGAUCCAGUCCCUGCGAGUGUCCCACCCUGGGCUGUACCAGAACAUCGCCUGCAUCCGCAGCAAUGCCAUGAAACACCUGCCCAACUUUUUCCGCAAGGGACAGCUGUGCAAGAUGUUCUUCCUCUUCCCCGACCCUCACUUCAAGAAGACGAAGCACAAGUGGAGAAUUAUCAGCACUACCUUGCUGGCGGAGUAUGCCUACGUCUUGCGUGAACAGGGUCUGGUGUACACCAUCACAGAUGUGGAAGAAGUACACAAAUGGAUGGUAAAGCAUUUCCAAGAGCAUCCACUCUUUGAGCAAGUACCCUUAGAAGAACUGGCAAGUGACCCUGUCGUUGAUCUCUUGGGAACCUCAACUGAAGAAGGGAAGAAGGUUCAGAGGAACGGAGGCAAGACCUUCCCUGCCGUCUUCCGGCGUGUCGCUGACAAAACCCUGAAGGAGCCGCAGGACACAACACAGGAAGUGGCCAGGACAUGACCCGGGGGAUUUCCUAAGCCCUGACAAGACUCACGUUGUCCGUGUCUUCCUCUCAGUGAUGGGGAGAGGCAUUUCAGCAACAGUGGAAAGGACUUAAUAUCUAUCCCCAUAGUGGAGUCAACCUUCUAUAAAUAAUAGAGGGGAAAUCCCUUCAGAGAAACACUGUACAGUUGUGUAAGAGAGUGCCUGGAUCUCAUUGGUGUUUAUGUUGCCCAUAGCGGGGCCACAAUGCGUUAUCAUGACCAUAGUAGCUGAACUGCAAGUGCCACAAGCAUGGAACAAGUUCAGUGGUUAUAUGGGGUUCCCCACCCCACAGCACCUACUGUAACUUUAUUUUUGAAUAAAAAAUAUCGGAAG
Messenger RNA from Gekko japonicus, 1202 nucleotides. RefSeq names its product methyltransferase like 1 (gene METTL1). Lineage: Eukaryota; Metazoa; Chordata; Lepidosauria; Squamata; Gekkonidae. Gene Ontology annotation, biological process: RNA (guanine-N7)-methylation; tRNA methylation. Gene Ontology annotation, cellular component: tRNA methyltransferase complex. Gene Ontology annotation, molecular function: tRNA (guanine(46)-N7)-methyltransferase activity. The transcript has 6 exons. The coding region runs from base 24 to 845 and encodes 273 amino acids. The record is from RefSeq and is a predicted model, not a curated record.